AAGAUGAAAAGAAGCAUAGCUUUCUUUGCCUUAAUGACGAUUACUUGUAUUCUUGAAAUAACAUUCAAUCACGCGCAAGAUAAAAGGAUCUCUACAUCUCAUAAUGGUACAGACGACUGUCCUCAGCCUCGAGUUGGCACGUGCUCAUGUACAUAUUGCCGAGGGAAACUAUGUCAAGUUCUUUGUUCCGGCCUCGAUGCCAUGCCUAGGAAGCUUUCUUUAACCGUCACUCACUUGGAAAUAACUCAAGGAUCAAUUCAACAAGUACCAAAGGAUUACUUCCUUAAUCAUACCUCCAUGUUUGUUUUAAAAAUAGUUUGCAACCAUCUUUCUGCUAAAUUUCGACCUCCGAAGAAUGUCAGGGUUUUGUAAGUAUAA
This is a messenger RNA of Exaiptasia diaphana, 378 nucleotides long. RefSeq lists its product as uncharacterized. The transcript is spliced from 3 exons. Bases 4 to 372 code for a protein of 122 amino acids. Lineage: Eukaryota; Metazoa; Cnidaria; Anthozoa; Actiniaria; Aiptasiidae. The record is from RefSeq and is a predicted model, not a curated record.